Molecule: messenger RNA, 2038 nt
Organism: Aspergillus versicolor CBS 583.65
Lineage: Eukaryota; Fungi; Ascomycota; Eurotiomycetes; Eurotiales; Aspergillaceae
Exons: 7
Coding region: 185-1663 (492 amino acids)
Biological process (GO): transmembrane transport
Cellular component (GO): membrane
Molecular function (GO): transmembrane transporter activity
Source: RefSeq, a predicted model, not a curated record
GGGACCCCCUCCUAUCUCCCCCGCUGGCGUCGCGCUAAGUCGAGGAAACCUGGGGUGACACGAGGGAGAUGCAGCUAGCUGUCCUGCAUUUGCUUGGCUGAUAGGGGUAUAAAGAGGUCCAAGUCGCCGCGAGAUUGUCCAACCUUGUAGCUCCCCAAUAGUUUCGCAAAUCAAGCCUUCCAACAUGGUGAACGACAUCGAAAAGGUCUCCGCUGAGCGAGUGUCUGCGGAGAAUAUUGAAAAUGUCGAGAGUCCCCCCCCAACCAAACGCGUGGUUGUUGACAUCGACGAUGAUGAGGAGUACAGCUAUGAAGAGCAGCGGAGGAUCAUCCAUCAUGUUGACCGUCGGCUGAUCAUAAUCGUCGGUGCCGCGUACUGCAUCAGUCUGAUGGACCGGACAAACGUGUCGGUGGCGGCAAUUACUGGAAUGAUGGAGGACCUUGAGCUGGCGGUCGGCUUUCGAUAUUCUAUCAUGGUGCUCGUCUUCUUCGUGACGUACAUCGUGUUCCAGCCCUUGGCAACCGCCAUUAUUCGAAAGAUAGGGCCUCGGACAUUCAUCUCCACAAUAGUGAUGACCUGGGGCGCAUGUCUAAUUGGGUUUGCAUACUCCCCGAACUGGCAGACGCUGGCAGGGCUGCGAGCGCUUCUGGGUAUCCUGGAGGCUGGUUUCUUUCCCGGCUCGGUGUAUCUUCUGUCGUGCUGGUAUUCGCGAUACGAGGUCCAAAAGCGCUACUCACUGUUUUACCUGAUCGGUUGCGUUGCAUCUGCUCUAUCUGGUAUUCUCGCCUUUGGCUUCAGCGAGAUGGCACCACUUCAAGGCCUGAACGGCUGGCAAUGGAUUUUCAUUAUGCAAGGGGUAUUGACAUUCAUUAUUGGGAUCCUGUGCAUGAUAUUCGUUGUAGACUUCCCUGAUAGAGCCUAUAAGGCAUGGGGCUUCCUGAGCGAGAAGGAAUGUGCCUUCGUCCUCCGCCGACUGAACAGAGACCGCGCAGAUGCCAACCCAGAGCCGUUCAGCUUGGGCAAGUUCCUCCGCCCAGCACUGGAUCUAAAGAUCUGGGCGUUUGCGUUUAUUUUCUUCGCCCUGACGACUCUCUCCUAUGGCAUCGCCUACUUCCUACCCAUCAUUCUUCGUGAUAACAUGGGCUUCAGUGUCGCAGCAUCCCAGUGCCUGAUAGCACCCCCAUUUGUCCUCGCCGGGAUUCUCAUGAUUACAACCUCAUGGGUCGGCGACAAGUACCGCAUGCGCGCGCCCAUCCUCGUCUUCAACAGCGUCGUCACGCUCAUCGGCCUCCCCAUUAUGGGUUUUGCCGAGAGCUCCGCAGUCCGUUUCUUCGGCGUAUUCCUGACAACGGCUGGCGUGAAUGCCAAUAUCCCCGCCUGCAUGGCUUACCAGGCAAAUAAUAUUCGGGGGCAGUGGACUCGUGCGUUUGCCAGUGCCACGCUCGUUGCGUUUGGUGGGAUUGGUGGGAUUGCGGGGAGUCUUGUGUUUCGGUCGCAGGAUGCGCCGGAUUAUAUCCCUGGCAUUUGGGCUGUUAUAACAUGUCAGCUGUGUCUUCUCGUGGUGGUGGCGGCGCUGAGUCUUCAUUUCUGGAUAAGUAACCGCAAGGCGGAUCGAGGGGAGAAGAUCCUCGAGGGAUCCCCUGAUUUCCGGUAUACAAUUUGAGAAAACUACUGGUGGUAGCGAUAGCUCAUGGAAUAUGAUGUGUUAAUUGUGUAAUUUAAGGACCUGCGAUAAGCUUUCUGAGGAUAGUCGCCGUACACUGUAUCAUCACCGGUAUUGAGCCAUCCAUCAUUCAGCAGUGUUACAGCCACAACUAAAUUCUGUUUUCAUUCCUGCUGUUCAAUCCCAAUCCAAAUCGUCGGUGGCCGUACUGUCAAUUGUCGCACAAGAAGUUGAUACGGAAGUGCGACAUUCCGGAAGCGGAAACAUGCGCGGGGGUGGGCCGAAACCGUGCAGCAUCUGAUUCUGUAUAUAAUUCAUUCGUCCUGCCUCCAGUAAGUAGUUUAUCCCUUUAAUCAUCUUACGACGCAGAAAUAU